Messenger RNA from Loa loa (African eye worm), 2599 nucleotides. RefSeq names its product tryptophanyl-tRNA synthetase. Gene Ontology annotation, biological process: mitochondrial tryptophanyl-tRNA aminoacylation. The record is from RefSeq and is a predicted model, not a curated record. Gene Ontology annotation, molecular function: tryptophan-tRNA ligase activity; ATP binding; metal ion binding. Gene Ontology annotation, cellular component: mitochondrial matrix; mitochondrion. Bases 1 to 2100 code for a protein of 699 amino acids. The transcript is spliced from 13 exons. NCBI's taxonomy places the organism in Eukaryota, Metazoa, Nematoda, Chromadorea, Rhabditida, Onchocercidae.
AUGAAAGUUUUCACAGCGGAUUUAAGUGAGGUGUUACUUGCUGAACACCGUGACGAAGGAGAAACUGAUUAUUUAGCAAGGGAAUUAUCACAAAUUGUCAAAGAUUUAUUAGGUACGCGGUUCUGGAUUUCUUAUUGGAAUUACUACCCGCUUCUAGCAGGUACUUUGUAUUACGCUGUCACGUUCUUGUCAGCAGUGCAAACAGUUGGUGAAGAAUAUACUGCGCUUUUACCACUGGUAUCAGUUCGACAGCAUAAAGUACCAGUCUUCACUCGUCGUUUAAUUUUUAUCCUUUCAUUUUCUGUGGCACCAUUACUGAUUGAAAAAAUCCUCGAGAAAAUUGAAGGCAGUUUGAAAAAUUCAUUGACUACCAACGAAACUCUUUUUUUUGAUAGGAAGCAAAGAAAUCUUCGCAAAACUCUGCUUAACUCUGUUAUCUCGAUCAGGUGUAUUGGUAUUCCAGUGUUGCAUCGUUUGAAUUUAGCAUUGUUUUACUUAUUUGGAACCUAUUAUUAUAUUUCAAAGCGUCUAAUCGGUUUGCAAUACGUUUCAUUUCGAGCACAGUCAAAUUAUCAGGCUUUAUCGUAUUUCCGUUUUUUUGGAGCAAUAAACAUUGCACAACUUGUUUCAAGUGCAGCAAUUUGGAUUCGAGACAGACGGAGAAAACAGCGUAGUGAGGAAGCAACUGCUGGAUUCAGACAAAUAUCUGAAUCUGGAAUAUCGGAAGUGGCGGACGAAUUGCUUGCAUACAAUUCAUUCCGGUGUUCACUUUGUUGGAAGUACAAUAAGCCACCUAUUUGUAUUCCUUGCGGACAUUUGUUCUGUUGGAAUUGCAUUUCAAAGCAUAUACAAUUUGCUAUCACUGAUAGGGUGUUAACAUUUUGUCCACACUGUCGAGAAGAAUUUCAUCAAAGUCGAGUAAUAGUAAUUAUGAAUGUUUCCGCUGUGAUUUUAAGAAAAUUAUUGUGCGGAAAUGCAAAAUGGGUAUUUGGAAAAGGAAUUUUUCGAUUUUCAUCAUUGGUUAAAUCAAAAUUAGAAAAUAAAUAUUACCCAGUAAUCUACGUCGCUGGUAUCCAGCCAACUGGAGUUCCACAUCUGGGUAAUUAUUUUGGCUUCAUCCAGCACUGGAUCAAUUUACAAAAUGAUAGCCACUCGAAACGAAUGUAUCUUUCUGUUGCUGAUUAUCAUGCGAUUUCGAUGGGCUUCAUUGAUCCUCUCGAAAUGAGAAAUAACAUUUUAAAAAUGGCUGCAAGUCUAUUAGCUUGUGGACUGGAUCCGGAAAAGACGAUUUUGUUCCAGCAGAGCAGAGUGGCCGAUCAUGCUAACUUGAUGUAUAUACUGGGAAGUUUGCAGACAGUUGCUAGACUUACUCGAAUGCCACAGUAUAAGGAUAAAGCUGCUGUAUUCAAACACGGUGAUAUUCCUGUGAAUCUGCAAUUAUAUCCUAUUCUGCAAGCAGCUGAUGUAUUACUGUAUAAAGGAACUCAUGUACCAGUUGGCGAAGACCAGACUCAACAUCUGCUUUUGAUGAGAGAUUUGGCUGUCAAAUGCAAUGCUGUUCUUCAUUGUGACUUCUUUCCAAUUCCAGUUCAGGUGAACGCUAGAUGUGCACGUUUAAAGAGCUUACAAAACUCGACAAGAAAAAUGAGUAAAUCGGUGGGUAAUGAUCGAUCUCGUAUUCUAAUCAGCGACACAAAACAAAUAAUUGCCGAAAAGUGUGCAAAAGCUUUGAGUGAUUCGCAAUCCAACAUUACUUAUGAACCGGAAAAGCGUCCUGCAAUCAGUAAUUUAGUAAUUCUCUAUGCUUUAGCGACUGGUCUAACUGUCGAAAAUGUAAUCGAUGAAUGCGCCAGUUUGAAUACGAAAGAAUUCAAAUCAUGUUUGGCAGAAAAAAUUGAUACCCUUAUUGCGCCAUUUCGAGAGAAAUAUGAAAGUCUACUUCAAGAGCCGCAGUUAGUUCGAGAUAUUCUAAUGUUUGGUACUCAAAGAGCCGAAGAAAAGGCGCAAGAAACGAUGGAAGAAUUGAGGGAGUUGUUAGGUUUUAAUUUAUUCCACCCACUAAAUAGCUUUCACCAUUAUAGUGAGAGUGUAACUGUAUAAAGUUGACCAUGACUAUUAUACUACAUCAUUGAAUCUUCUAUGCCCUAUUGUUUAUACAACAGUGUUAGGACAACUGAAAUGUUUAGUUUUCCAUUAAAGCUCCUUAAAUUGUCACUGGUGUUGGUUUUUUUUUUAAAUCUGUGGUUUGCAUGUUUUAUAUUGCUUUACUACAUUUAUUUUUAGUAAAUUCAUGCUAUUUAUAGCUUAAAAACAUAAAUUUCUUCACAAAAGACUCUUUGAAGGAAGUCUCUCACCUCAUUUUGUGGAAGUAUCAGCAAUUAAAUAGUGCAGAGACAAUAUGCCACGAUUAGGAUGAUUAAAGAUGGGAGGUUUCGUAGCACUGUCACUAAAUGACCGCUCCACAGUAGCUAUCGGAAAAAACCGAAGGAAAUUGUAGCACGUCCAAACAGCUAAAUACAUCUGCUGUGAAAUUAUUAUCGGUUUUGUAAAGACCUUAAAUGGAGCUAUUCUCUUAUCAUAAACCCAACCAACUCAUGAG